AUGGCAAGAGAAUUUUCAGAAGAAUGGAAAUCGCUAUUGCCAAUAGGUGGAUCCACUGUAUCUCCUCUUCUUUUCUCUGAUCCUCACUCCAUUGGUCCAAUCUUCUUUAACCCUAACCCUAACUUACUCACCCCUCUUUUUUCUUCCACAAUCCCCUCUCUUUCGCUCCCACAUCAUCUCUUAACAGAACGCUACCUUGUAUCCUCUGACCCUUCCAUUCUCCCUUCCACUGCUUCCAGUAUUGCUACUCUCUUUGAUUCUCCCAUUGAAGUAAUUGACCACAAUGUUUCUCAUUUCCUUCAUAACCGCAUUAAUCUCCUCAAGUGCCGGGACAGCCCCAAUGUUGUUAUUCUCUUCCCAGCCGGUGCAAACGAUGAGAGUAUUGGGUUUUUUAUGUUGCGUGUUAAGGACUCGGUGUUGGAUACUCGGCUUGAUGUUAAAGGUAAUGUUUUUCGAGCUUCUACAGGUUCAAAGAGCCGAAUUUUUCGGAUGUUAGUUAAUGCGGUUACUGAUUCUGAACUUGGAGGGGCCUAUGAUUCUUCUCUUGUUAUUGGGUAUUUGUUGGCUUCUUCACUUUAUUCGGUUUGUUGGUUUACUGUGAAUCAUAAUUUGAAUAUGGACAGUCCUAGUAUGUCUUAUUUGGGAACAAGUAAAGUGUUUAAGGAAACUGUUGUGCAUGCUUGUUGGAGUCCUCAUAUACUGGAAGAGAGUUUGGUUUUGUUAGAAAGCGGCCAGCUGUUUUUGUUUGAUUUGGAGUCUCAAGGUUCCAUGAAUGUUUUCAACGGGACUAGGUUGAGAGUACCAUGGAGUGAUUGGACCGUUGAUUUGAGAUUGAAAGAAUGCAAUGUGACUUGUUUAAUGAAGAUUGAGACAUUGCGGAUGUAUGCUCCUAAUGUAAACGAGCGGUUUCUUGCCUUGUCAAGGGCUGGUCCUGAUGACUUUUACUUCAAUGUGGCUUCCAGUAGUCUUUUAGUUCUGUGUGAUGUAAGGAAGCCUUUGAUGCCAAUAUUGCAAUGGAAGCAUAACAUUGAUGAACCGUGUUACAUGAAUUUGUUAAGCUUGGCUACGUUAAGAUCUCACUCAAAGGUAGAUAAUUUUAAGUUGGCUUCUGAAAUGGGGUUUUGCAUUAUCUUGGGAUCAUUUUGGAAUUCUGAGUUCAAUGUAUUCUGCUAUGGACCUGCAGUUCCAUUUCGGAAAGGUUCUAUUACUUCCAAGCUUUCGAAGAUUAGCACAACAUUCUGUGCUUGGGAGCUUCCGUCUGAAGUCAAUUUAUCUAGUCACGAGUGUCAUUGUGGAAUUUGUCUGUUUAGAGAAGACUUGUCAAAGGAUGCACUUCCUGAGUGGCUAAAGAAAGAAAUGGUUUUGGGAUUCAGCAUUUUAAGCAAUGACCUUGCUUCCUUACUUUGUGAACCAGAUGAGCAUGGUGGUUUUACAUUAGUAAGGAUAACAUCGUCAGGAAGGUUUGAAUUACAGAGAUAUCACGCCUCAUGGUCUCUGGCUAGAAAAUUGGAAGACAAGGCCUAUUCAAAUGAUCAAGAGGAGGCUCCUUUUAGUUCAGAAGUUCAUGAACUAUUGUGUAAGAAAUUAAAUUCUUGUGGAUUGGGCCAUUCAAGAUCAUCUCCUGCAAUUACUUCUAUUUUUAACGACGUCAAGCUACCGGCUAGCUUCCACGAGGUUGCCUUAAGAAAACUGUGGACUGACUUGCCUUUGGAAUUCUUAGCUGUUCCAGAUCUUCCUCAGUUGCCUCUAUUCUUUUCUAGAAAACCAUCACCCCAUAGCGACAAUGACAUUGUUGGUCCAGCUAUUCCUUUCCCUGUUUUACUUGUGAUUAAUGAAGUUCGCUACGGGUACUCUGAUUUGGGAAGUGAUGGAUUUUCAGUAGAAGCAGAGCUUGAUCUCAAAUACAAAGAAGUAAUGCAGGUGGCUAAUGAGAUUGCUGCUUCAUCUCACAGCUCUAUGCCUCCUGAUGAUCAUGCAGUCUCCCUUGCUGAAGAGAAUGAGGAUCCCUGGGCUGAUUCUUCAAAACCAAAACCUUUUUCGACAUAUCGUCCAAUUGCCUUAACUUUCUCUGACACAGACAGUAAGUCCUGCAAGCAGACUGAAUCUGAAUCUGUUGGAGCAGAGAUGUUUGAUGAUCUUUGCCCAAUUGAGAUGAGGUUUGAUGCUCCUGAGAAGAAGUUUGAAGACCAGAGCUUAAAGGCAUACACUUAUUUGAAAAAGAAAAUGUCUCGGUGGCAUGAAGAAUUUGAUUUGUAUAAAGAAUUUUGUAUUCAAUCUGGAUUUAAAAAAGCAGUCAACAGUUAA
Messenger RNA from Vicia villosa (hairy vetch), 2304 nucleotides. RefSeq lists its product as uncharacterized. Gene Ontology annotation, biological process: transcription by RNA polymerase I. The transcript has 5 exons. Lineage: Eukaryota; Viridiplantae; Streptophyta; Magnoliopsida; Fabales; Fabaceae. Gene Ontology annotation, cellular component: fibrillar center. The coding region runs from base 1 to 2304 and encodes 767 amino acids. Gene Ontology annotation, molecular function: RNA polymerase I core promoter sequence-specific DNA binding. The record is from RefSeq and is a predicted model, not a curated record.